Molecule: messenger RNA, 579 nt
Organism: Alternaria infectoria
Lineage: Eukaryota; Fungi; Ascomycota; Dothideomycetes; Pleosporales; Pleosporaceae
Exons: 2
Coding region: 1-579 (192 amino acids)
Biological process (GO): ubiquinone biosynthetic process
Cellular component (GO): mitochondrial inner membrane
Molecular function (GO): lipid binding
Source: RefSeq, a predicted model, not a curated record
AUGGACGCACUGAAGCUUGGUGCUCGCGACGCCGGUUAUCUUGAUGUCUCUACGAAUCUGCUUCCGCGGGGUGUCUUCGAUUUGAUCAAUUACCAUCUUGUCACGCAGCGCUUGGCGCUACAGAACAAUGUUCAAUUCCCAGAGCAGGGAGAGCAAGGGAAGAAGAUGGGCGUUGGCGCAAAAGUCAGGACGUUGACGCUGGCGCGGUUGCGGGCGAAUGAACCCGUCAUACAUCGAUGGCAGGAGGCACUCGCGAUCAUGGCCCAGCCCACGUACGUCCCGGCAUCUAUCGCCGAACUUGCGAGACUCGCAGACGAGAUAUGGUUUCUAUCGGGAGACCAGAGUGUUGAUAGCAGCUGGUACACCAAGCGAGCGACACUCUCGGCCAUCUACUCCUCGACCGAGUUAUACAUGACACAGGACAAGUCGGCCGACUUUGUAGAGACGGAGCAGUUUCUGGAUAACAGAUUACAAGACCUGAUGAAGGUUGGCGGCUUCAUGGGAGGACUGGGCGAGUGGCUCAACUAUACGGGCCAUUCUGCCGUCAACGUGCUGAGGAGUAAGGGUGCGCGCAUCUGA